Monodelphis domestica (gray short-tailed opossum) is the source of this 7533-nucleotide messenger RNA. It is a transcript of the gene ALPK1, whose product is annotated as alpha kinase 1. Gene Ontology annotation, biological process: cytoplasmic pattern recognition receptor signaling pathway; protein phosphorylation; innate immune response. The record is from RefSeq and is a predicted model, not a curated record. Lineage: Eukaryota; Metazoa; Chordata; Mammalia; Didelphimorphia; Didelphidae. Gene Ontology annotation, cellular component: cilium. Gene Ontology annotation, molecular function: monosaccharide binding; protein serine/threonine kinase activity; ATP binding.
UCACUUUGGAUGAGCAUGGGCAGAGGCACCAACAAUGUGUGAUAAAUCCUGCUUUGUCCCAUUUGCUGCAGAUCCCAAAUGUUCAUUCAGUGUGUCCUGUGGUGGCAAGACAGCCAGAAAAAGGAGACUAGUUUUAAAUGUUUGCAAACCCCCAGAAUACUCAAACAUAAUGUAACCUUCCAGGGAAGACCUAUGUCUUCGUGAAUGUUCUAGUAAUUACAACCAUUCAUUGCCAAAAUGUCUUAUCAUAAUAUGAAUGAUUAUUAUUGUUCUAAUGCUGUAUUAUUAUCAUCAGUAUCCGUGCUUCUCACAGAGUAGAGUGACAGCUCCAGGUGGGCAAGGAGGAAGAGGGGAGCUGUGUAUGUAGCAGGUGGUUGAAUGCUCCCAUCACUCAGCUCUUCCAGCAAUCAUACUAACAUCUGAACCUUUCAUCACAUCUUUCUCUGAUCUAGCAAGCUUCUGACAUUCUGUGAAGACACCACAAACUUGCCAUUUCAUUCUGUUGAGAGAGACAAUGUCUAUUGGUUACCUCAACUUUUCAGAUAAUCAACAGCUAAGUAAAUGCAAGACUUCAUGUCUUCCUUCAAAAAAAGAGCUGACUAUCUCCCACAAAACUUCCUUCUUACUGUUGAGGAGACCACCAUCUUCACAGUCAUCCAGGUUUAAAAUCUAGGUGUCAUCCUCAAAUCCUCACUCUUUCUCAUUCCCCCAGAUUCAAUCAGUUGCUAAAUCCCAUUAUGAAUACUUAAGUAGUAUCUCUGUCAUUUGCCCCCUUCUCUCCUCUGGCAUAUCACCAUGUUGAUGCAGGCUCUCUUCACCUCCCUCCUGGACUAUUAUAUGAGCCUGAUGGUUGAGCUCCCUGACACAAGUCUUUUCCCCACUCUAGUCCAAUCUCCACCAUCUUCCUGAAGUAAAGGUCUUUCUAUUCCCUCUCUACCCACUUCAGUAAACUUCAGUGGCUUGCUAUUGCCUCCAGGAUCAAAUAUAAAACCUUCUUUCUGGUGUUCAAGACCCUUUAUUACCUGCCCUUCCCCUUCCAAUUUUCUUAAAUCUUAUUCCACUCCACAUCCUCUGAGGUUCAGUGAUUCUGGUGACCUCACUGAUUUUUCUUCUCACUAUCCACUCCUUUCUCUUGACUCUGGCUGCCCCCCAUGUCUAGAAUGCUCUCUCUCCUCGUCUCUGUCUCCAGGUUUCCCUAGAUUCCUUCAAAUCUCAGUUAAAACCCCACCUUCUGCAAGAAGCUUUGCCCAAUCCCUUCCAAGGUAGGGCCUUCCCUGUCAGAUUACCUCCAGCAUAAAUCUUGUUUAUAUAGUGUUUUUUAUGCUGUCUUCUCUAUUCUGCUGUGACCUUAUUGAGGACAAGAACUGUUUUGCCUCUUUUUUUUGUAUCCUCAGAGCUUUCCAUAGUAUCUGGCACAUGGUAAGUACUUAAAAAAUGCUUAUUGACUUGACUUAAGCACACAUAUCCCAAUGCUCUUCUUCUAGAAAAGUAGACAUCACAAAUUAUUUCCAAGGCACUUGGGUCAAUCAAAAUAGAAAGCAAUAGCACCUUAUAGUCUUUCUACUGGGACUGGGAGGGCAAAAUCUUGACAUUCUAAUCCUCGUUAUGAAUGAUUCACCUGAUGUGACCUUGAGGUAAAUCACUCAAAAAUCACCACUCCCCUUGGCUGCCAGACCCUGUUCUUAUCUUCUAUACCUUGACUAUGGUUCCAUCAGGUUCUAACAGGGCAACUAAGUUGUAUGGUGGAUAGAGAACCAGGCCUGAAAUCAGAAAGAUCCAAGUUCAAAUCUGACCUCAGACACUUACUAGCUGUGACCCUGGGCAAGUCACUUAACCCUGUUUGCCUCCAUUUUCCUCAUCUGUUAAAUGGCAAAACACUCCAGUAUCUUUGCCAAGAAAACCCCAAAUGGGGUCCCAAAAGAAUGAGAAAUGACUAAAAUGACCAAGCAACAACAAAAAUUGUUCUAACAAUACCUGUCUCCCAGGAGCUAGGUGGCUCAGCACUUUUAAACAUUUCUUCAGGGUUUGUCUACUCUCCUGGAGUCUCACAUCAAUUCUGUGUAUAUUGGGAACAGAUGGGGGAAGAGGAGAUUUUCUUGGACAUAAUGAAGGUGCUAAUGAUCAGUGAAAUGUCCCAGAGGCAACUACCAAGAAACAGGGGAUCCAGAUAAUCCAUAGGGCUGAAAAUUGGUACCUCCGCCUUGAAGGGGAUCCCUUUAUUGAGAAUCUGUGUCUUCUCCCGGGUAAUUGAUCACUCUGCACUCAGGGACACCCAAUUCAUAGUUGAGGGGGAGUAAUCAUCAUGAAUAAUCAAAAAGCUGUGGCUGGACUAUUGCAGGAGUGUAAACAAACUCUGGAUGCAUUCCCAGGGACAUCGGGGAAGGAAGGCAAGAGACAGUAUGAGCAGUGCCAAGCUUCACUCCCCAGUGAGUUAAGGACCCUAAUCCAAGAGGCCAAGGAAAUGAAGUGGCCCUUCGUGCCAGAGAAGUGGCAGUACAAACAAGCUGUGGGGCCCGAAGACAAAACAAAUCUGCAAGAUGUGAUCGGCGCCAGGCUGCAGGAGUUACUGGAAUACUUGAAAGCUUCCAUCCUGGUCCAGGACUUCUCAACAGCAGCUGCUCUUGUGUUCUUGAUGGACCGGUUCUUAUAUGGGCUUGAUGCCUCUGCCAAACUCCUGCAAGUCGCCAAAAGUCUACACAAGUUGCAUCCAACAACCCCAAUAGCCCCACAGGUGGUCAUCCGACAAGCCCGAAUCUCAGUCAACUCAGGAAAACUGUUGAAAGCUGAAUAUAUCCUAAGCAGCCUCAUAAGCAACAAGGGUGCAACAGGCACAUGGCAGUAUGAUAAAGAGAGUGAUAAGAUCCUCGUCCAGUCAGUCUGUAUUCAAAUCAGAGGACAGAUCCUACAGAAGCUAGGAAUGUGGUAUGAAGCUGCAGAGUUAAUUUGGGCUUCAAUCAUAGGGUAUUUGGAACUUCCUCAGCCAGAUAAAAAGGGAAUUGCUACAUCGCUGGGUAUACUGGCAGACAUCUUUAUUUCCAUGAGCAAAAAAGAUUAUGAAAACUUUAAAAACAACCCUCAAAUUUCCUUGAACCUUCUCCGAGAGUUCGAUCACCAUUUGCUGUCGGCAGCAGCAGCCUGCAAGCUGGCUGCUGCCUUUAGCCAGUACACCCCUCUUUUUGUGCUCACAGCUGUGAACAUCCGAGGCACAUGUUUAUUGUCCUAUAGUAACUCUAAUGACUGCCCUCCAGAAAAGAGAAAUUUGUAUUUAUCUGAAGCCAAAGAAGCCUUUGAAAUUGGCCUCCUCACCAAAAAAGACAAUGACCUAGUUGCUGGAAAACAGGCACUUCAUAGUUUCAUCAAAGCUGCUUUCAGUCUCACCACAGUCUACCGAAGACUCUUUGGGGAAACUGAGGCAGUUUGCGUUUCAAAUAAACUUUGUAGAGAAGCAGUGGGGAAAUUGUAUGCUUAUUCCAUGUCAACAGGGACUCAAGACAAAGAAACACUGGCUCAGGAGAUCAUGACUGCUAUCAAGCAGAUUAAGGAGUAUUUGAAAGUCCAGAGUUUCUCCAAUCUGGAUGAUAGAUCUUAUGUCCCAGAGAGUUACAAAUCUUGGAUUGACCAACCCAUCUUGCAUGGGAAAGUUGACUUCAAAGAAGUCCUUGAAAGGCAUUCCCAACACCAUGCUUCAGUAUGUGAAGUAUUUGAAAGUAUAUGCGAGAACCACAGGAGCAGGAGCAAUGUAGUGAAAACAGGAGCUUGUAUCACAGCCUUGAGAACGGAGACAAAAAAUACAGACACAUUAAGUACUACUGAAGACAAAUCAUUAAGUCAGAAAGGCAUUGAAAUACCUUCUUCACAAAAGGCCAGCCAGAAUCCCAGGAAACUCCAAGGAAAAGAAAGAAGAAAUUGGCCCCGGUCAGAUGCAGUUUGCUUCUCACUUGAUGAAGGGACAGAAACUGAACCACCUGAUCACCUCAAUGUUUCUAGCAACUCUCUGAAUGAAAGCCAGACAUCAAGCUCUUGGAGCAAGAUAUCAGGAUCCAGUCUUUCUACUAGCUGGGAGGAAGUACAUAAUCAUGCUGAUGAUGCACCAGUCAGAAGGGAGACCAUUCAAGAAAAAAGACUAGUGGACACACAGUGUUCCACAGCCCUGACUGAAGACCCAAAGAACGAUGCUGAAAAUAGUCAUCUCCAUCCAUUGGCUUCAGUGCCUCAUCUUCCCUCUCUCAAAAACUCUAAAGAAGAUUGCUUAGAUGCAUCUCAAAGUCAACAAUGUAAGCAAACUCCCUUGGAUCCCCACAAGACAACAGGCAUGGCCUCAUGCUCUAGUAGAGCAAUCUUAGACAACAGUGAACUGAAAUCAGAAAGUUUCCAGGAAAUCAGAAAUAUGGAAUCCAAAAAUGGCUCUCCACUUUUUGAAAACUUACCUUGUUCCCUUACUUCUAUCAAAUCUCUGGAGAUCAUCUCAUUGUCUUCCCCAGAAGAAUCAGAUUCAUUUGAGAUGAUUGAUGGGUUACUUGAAACCAAUGGGAAUCUAAGAGUGAGGAAUGGAGAAGAGAUUAGAGUAAAAACCACUGAAAGAAACAAAGAACACAUGUUGAGAGGACCUACUUCUUGGAUAGAUUUGGAAGGAGAAACCACAGAAAGUAUGGAGAAUGCUUCCUUGGACCAACCUAAAAGUACCAAAGUCUCUUCUGCUUGUUCUAUAGCCAAUGAAUCCACUGUGGAUGGCAGUUCUUUCACCUAUCACUGGUGUGGGAAGAAAGUUACCACAACAGCAAACAAGCUCACAGAAAAGCAAGUGGUUGAAUCAGAUGCCUCUACAGAGGACAAGGACUUGGAGCUCACUAGUGGCAAGGUGGGUCACUGGUCAAAUGAAAACACAUCUCAUAGACUGAAUGUUUUGGGAGAACAAACCUGUCAGAUGGUAAACAAUGUCCAUGGUUCCCGGGUAAACGAUAGCAGAUCCUUCCCCAUCCUUUAUGAUGACACCACCACAGAGGACCAUGGUGGAGGGAAUCAACUUGGAAAGUAUAGGCAGAAUUCUAGCUCCUCCUUGUCAGGGUGGCUCAACUCACCCGACCUUUCCAGUGGUUCUGAGGUGGGAAGCCCCCUCUCAUUUCUGAAUUCUAGUGGAAGCUCUUCGAUGUCUAUACCAGGAAAGAUCAAGCAAGAAAUCCUAGAAGCUCGCACUCUGGAGGACAAUGACUUUGAGAAACUUCUAUCAGGAGUAGGACAUGAUUGGCUAUUCCAGAGACUAGAGAACACUGGGAUUUUUAAACCCAGGGAUCUCCACCAAGCACACAAUGCUCUUUUGUUAAAAUAUUCCAAGAAAUCAGAAUUGUGGACAGCUCAGGAAACUGUUGUUUAUUUUGGUGACUACCUGGUUGUACAGAAGAAAGGCAAACAGAGGAAUGCCUUUUGGAUACACCUACUUCAUCAGGAAGAAACUUUGGGAAGAUAUGUUGGAAAAGAAUAUAAAUCACAAAAAGGACUUUGGCACCAUUUCAUUGAUGUGGAGAGGCAGAUGACUGCCCAAUACUAUGUCACAGAGUUUAACAAAAGACUCUAUGAUCAAAAGAUUGCAACACAGAUCUUCUAUAUCCCAUCAACAGUCCUGCUGAUUUUAGAGGGCAAGACAAUUAAAGGAUGUGUCAGUGUGGAGCCUUACAUUCUGGGAGAGUUUGUUAAACUGUCCAAUAACGCAAAAGUAGUGAAAACAGAGUACAAAGCCACAGAAUAUGGAUUGGCUUAUGGACAUUUUUGUUAUGAGUUUUCCAACCAUACAAAUGUUGUGGUUGAUUUGCAAGGUUGGGUGACUGGUAAUGGAAAAGGAGUCAUUUACCUCACAGAUCCCCAGAUUCAUUCUCUUGAUCAGAAAGAUGUGACCACCAACUUUGGAGAAAAAGGCAUUUCUUAUUUCUUCAACCAUCAGCAUGUGAAGUGCAAUGAAAUAUGCCAUCGGCUUUCCCUGACUAGACCUUCAAUUGAAAAGUUCAGUUAGGCACAUAUUCUUCAACAGCAGUUUUAGGUCAAAAAUGACAGGAGACCAGGUGAAAACAAAAAAUCAGUCAAUUAUCUGAAAAACAUUAAUAAGAAAACAUGCAGAUUUCCACAUAAUUUAAAAUAUUUAUUUGAAUGUUUCAUGGAUUUGUUUACCUUUAAAACAUCAUGUAAAUAGAACCUGAUACUCUUGGCAAUCCCAAAUUAUUGUUAUGAUGAGAGUACAUUAUUAUUGAAUGAGGAGGGAUAGGGAUAAAGAUAAGACUUUUGAUUUCCUUGGUACGGAGAACUAGAUGGGGAAAUUUUCUCUACCAAUGCUGGACAGCGCCUUCUCUUUAACUUAAAUUCAUAGAGUUGCCCAGGGCACUGAAAGAUUAAGAGACUGACCUGGAGCCAUAUAUCCAGUCUUUGUCAGAGGUGGAGUUCUAACCCAAGUCAUUUUGGCUCCAACUCUCUUAUCUCUAUAACAUGUCAACUUAUAAUUUCCCAAAACUCAGAAAAAUCUGUAUGCCAAGCCCUCUGACUUAAACUCAUAUACUUGUUGUAGGUAUUUUCAGGUAAACAUUAGUGAUAAUUAUAUGCAUUCAACUCCUUCUUCUAGAGUCCCUUUGCCAGAUGAGUGACAAGCCAGAAAAGCAACUUGUGACAGCUUCCAUUAGACACCUGCCAGCUAUGAGUCACCUCCGGAUUGAACUCUCCAACCCCAAUAUUCCCUGACCAAAUGACUAAAGCAAUCUCUAGGGAAAGGAGAGACGUUUUAUCUAUCCAGGGGUCUCGGACCCAAAUCCUACUCAAAUAAGGAAUAAAUUCCUCUAAGAAAUAUAUUUUCAUAAGCAUAAGCAUUGUGGUUAAAUUCAUAUAAAUAAAAAUUUUAAAGUCAAAAAAGUUGGAGAAAGGUGACGAGAUAUCUCAUUGUAGGUGAUUUCUAAAGAAUGCCCAUCUGUGGUCCAAUAGCAAUAAGACCAUAAUGGGGUUGAUGUCCUGUUCUAUAUGGGAUAUAUAUAUAUAUAUAUAUAUAUAUAUAUAUAUAUAUAUAUAUAUAUAUAUAUUCUAUAUGCUCUCUUCCUCCACCUUUUUUACAAAGUACAGGGAGAGGGACAGGAUCUCUCUAUCUCAUCUAGACCAAAAAUAUUGUAAUAACUCAUAGCUGCUCAUUGAACUGAAAGCUUUUCUGACCUGGAUCAGUUUGACCUUCCUUAGAAUUCUGGCAGUCUCCAGGACUCAUUGUGGUAUUAAUUUUAAAUUAGUGCUUACAAAAAUGAUUACCUUUUUGUCCUACCAUAGCUCAGAAUACUCAAACUUAAGCAACCCACCAUCCUCAGCUUCCCUAAUCACAGGAAUUACACAUGUGUACCACUAUGCCUAUCAGCAUUCUACCUUUCAAAGAUGACCACCAGCACAUUUGACUAGAAUAAGUGAUGCAUGAAAAGUUAUUUUUAAAUAACAAUGCAGUGUCCCUGAUGACAAUAGCAAUGGCAUCUCCAUAUUUUUGUUCAUAAGGAUAUCACCCCUAAUUAAAUCAUGAAUCGA